GAAAAGAGGCGAGCAAACAAGGAAAAAAAACUACCAAAAACAGAGAGGAAGGACGGGGCCAGGAGCCAUUUCUUCUUCCUCCUCCUCGUCGCCUCCGCUUUUCCCAACCCACCGCCGGCUCGCCCUCUCUCUCUCUCCCACCCAAAAUCCGUCGAGAAAUCCGCCGCCGAGGCGCCCGAUCCCUCCCCGACGCAUGGAGAUCGGGCCCCAUCGCCGCCUCUCCCGCCCCUCAUUUGGGGUAUCUCGGAUUUGGCAGGUCUGAGUAGCCUCGCGGCUCGUGCGGGCUUGCUCUCUUUGCUGAUUCGGUCAGGCAGGGGAGGGGGGGGGGGGGGUUGGUUUCGUGGGAGCGAUGGGUUUGCUGUUCGUGGAGUCGCUCCCGGGGCCGAAGGUGUUCAAGUGCAAGUUCUGCGGGGUGGACUCGGCGUCGCCGGACGCCAUCGUGUCCAAGGAGUUCCGCGGCCGCCACGGCCGGGCAUAUCUCUUCGACAGCGUGGUGAACGUGAGCCUUGGUCCCAGGGAGGAUCGCCUUCUCAUGACUGGAUUGCACACAGUGAAUGAUAUCUAUUGUAGCUGCUGCCAACGACUCCUUGGCUGGAGAUACGAGAAAGCUUAUAGUGAGGACCAGAAGUACAAAGAAGGAAAAUAUAUAUUAGAGAAGCACAUGAUGCUGAAAGAAGGAUGGUAACUGGAAAACUGCUGAACUACUAAGACUGCAAAUGCAGUCAUUUGAAACCAUGUAAAAUAUUGCUGAAUAUUGGCAGUCAAUUCUCCCUAAAAAUUGAUUAUCUGGCGAGGACCAUCGUCAUGAAAUUGCAUUUAUCAAUAUAAUGUCGUGAAAUCUAUUGUGUGUUCA
Molecule: messenger RNA, 853 nt
Organism: Oryza brachyantha (malo sina)
Lineage: Eukaryota; Viridiplantae; Streptophyta; Magnoliopsida; Poales; Poaceae
Product: putative yippee-like protein Os10g0369500
Exons: 3
Coding region: 350-685 (111 amino acids)
Source: RefSeq, a predicted model, not a curated record